Molecule: messenger RNA, 1218 nt
Organism: Acyrthosiphon pisum (pea aphid)
Lineage: Eukaryota; Metazoa; Arthropoda; Insecta; Hemiptera; Aphididae
Product: myosin light polypeptide 6-like
Cellular component (GO): myosin II complex
Molecular function (GO): myosin heavy chain binding; calcium ion binding
Source: RefSeq, marked provisional
AGAAUCUCAAGUAAUGAAUCAUGAUUGACUAAUCAACUAAUGACAAAAUCUUAGAAUUUACGAAUCAGAAUUAUUAUUUUCUCGUUCAUCACUAGUUCCACUAUUAUUAACAUUAAUAGUAUAAAUUCAAAUAAUAAAAUCAAACAACUAAAACCAUGAGUAAAACGGCGUCUUAUUCGGAUGAACAUCUGUCUGAAAUGCAGGAAGCAUUUCAAUUAUUUGAUAUUCGAGGCGAUAACAAAAUACAUAUAUCACAAAUUGGCAAUGCUCUACGAGCAUUAGGUCAAAACCCAACUGAAUCUGAUGUCAAUAAAUUUACUCAACAACACAAAGCAGAUGAAAGGAUAACAUUUGAAGUAUUUCUACCGAUUUAUCAAGCAAUUUCAAAAAAUCGAUCAUCUAAUACUGCUGAAGAUUUCAACGAAGGAUUACGCCAUUUUGAUAAAGAUGGUAAUGGAUAUAUAUCAUCUGCAGAACUUCGGCAUCUUCUCACGAGUCUAGGUGAAAAAUUGACAGACGAUGAAGUUGAACAAUUAUUGGCCGGACAAGAAGAUUCUCAAGGAAAUGUUCUCUAUGAGGAAUUUAUUAACAUGGUUAUGUCAGGUUAAUAUAUUGUAUUAUUAAAUAAUUGGAAAAAUUCCAAUAUAUUUUACUAUUUUACCAGUAUUUAAACAUUAACAUUCAUUUAUAUACUUUGAAAAAUUUAUACAUUUAUUAAUACCUAUACUUUUUUUAUAAUUCCAACUUUAACAUUGCUAUUGUUUGUAAGUUAAAUAAUUAUUUUGUUAUCUUACACAUUCCAUAAAAACAAUAUUUUUUCCAAUCCAAUGAACUAAUAUAUUUAUUGGUCAAAUUGGAAUAUUAAUAUAUUUUUUAUUUAUUGUUUUUAUUUUUAUGAAAUUAUUUUUUAUUGUGUAUGUUUACUAAUCAAAAUAAAUAUUAAUCAUGAAUUUGAAAUGACUUGUUAUUCAUUAAUCAAGAAUUAAUUAAAAUAGAUUUAAUUCUGUUUAUAAUAAAAUAUCAUAAAUAUUAAUUACAUUUAUAUAAAGUACCAAUUCGAGAAAUUUUUGCAAAAACAGUUAUAAAAUAUUAGGCCCAAACAUAUAUUUAAAAAUAUGUUAUAUACAAGUUUUGUGAUUUACUGCAUUUGAAUAUUCUUUAAUUGUUGCUGUAGUAUAUUGUUCAAAGAAAAAUAAUAAACUUAGUAACAAAACUUUA